AUGGGAAAACUACAAGACUGGUCUAUAACCACUUGUCUCUUCCUUUUCUUUUUGCAUGCAUCACAAACCCAUUGCACCAGCCAAUCACAUGUUAGAAACCGUCUAUACCGAUCAAAGCGAGGGAUUGGUUCGUCAAUAGACACAAGCCACUUAAAUGCGAUUCGUCGUUUAAGCGUGUCUUUGUCGCUCCAAAACAUAAGCGGUGUUAACCAACAAGAGCAAAAGGAAAGAGAUCUAAUUGAGAAUCUUCCCGGACAGCCUUCAGUUAAUUUUAAGCAAUAUGGCGGUUAUGUGACCGUGAAUGAGUCAGCAGGUCGAUCCUUGUACUAUUAUUUCGUGGAAGCCACCAAUACCAAAAACUCAUCACCCCUUGUUCUAUGGCUAAACGGAGGACCGGGCUGCUCCUCUCUGUAUGGGGCAUUUCAAGAGCUUGGUCCAUUCCGCGUACAUAGCGACAACAAAACACUCUAUACCAAUCCUUAUUCAUGGAACAACGUGGCGAACAUGUUAUUCUUAGAAUCUCCGGCAGGAACGGGAUUCUCAUACACGAACACAACAACGGAUAUGGAGAAUCCCGGGGACAUGAAAACAGCAGCUGAUAACUACGUUUUCUUGGUGAAAUGGCUGGAGAGGUUUCCGGAAUAUAAAGGAAGAGAUUUUUACAUCGCUGGUGAGAGUUACGCCGGUCACUAUGUUCAGUGGAGACACGGAUGCGGUGAUUUCGGUGACAGUUACAAUGUACGCACUGAAGAUGAUGAAUCUAACGGCUGUUACGGAAUGGCUUCCGUGGUUUAG
Molecule: messenger RNA, 795 nt
Organism: Arabidopsis thaliana (thale cress)
Lineage: Eukaryota; Viridiplantae; Streptophyta; Magnoliopsida; Brassicales; Brassicaceae
Product: alpha/beta-Hydrolases superfamily protein
Exons: 3
Coding region: 1-795 (264 amino acids)
Biological process (GO): proteolysis
Cellular component (GO): extracellular region
Molecular function (GO): serine-type carboxypeptidase activity
Source: RefSeq, marked reviewed